UUAACGCGCUUCUGAGCGGUGCUGAUGAGUCUCUUCCAAUUUACCGCUGGAAGGUUGGUUCCCCAAGCGUACCGUGGGCUUCAGGCUGCUGCUACUUCAAAGAAACAGAAGUUUUCCUUAGAGAUGGCUCGUCCCAGUUCAAAUAUGGCUGAUUUUCGAGAAGUGUUUGCCAAAGCGAAGCAUAUAGCCAUCAUCACAGGGGCCGGCGUUAGUGCGGAGAGCGGGGUUCCUACCUUCAGAGGGGCUGGAGGUUUCUGGAGAAAGUGGCAAGCCCAGGAGUUGGCUACGCCAGCGGCUUUUGCGCGAAACCCUUCUCGUGUAUGGGAAUUUUACCAUUACCGCCGGGAAGUGAUGUUGAGUAAACAUCCCAAUCCUGCGCAUAUCGCCAUUGCAGAGUGCGAAAGGCGGCUGAGCAAGCAAGGAAGGAGCGUUGUGGUCAUUACUCAGAAUAUCGAUGAGCUACACAGAAAGGCAGGCACAAAGCACCUCUUAGAAAUUCACGGUAGUUUAUUUAAAACUCGGUGCACCAACUGUGGAAACGUGGCUGCCAAUUACAAGAGUCCCAUAUGCCCCGCAUUGGCCGGCAAAGGGGCUCCAGAUCCUGAAACAGAAGACGCCACGAUUCCAGUUGAAGACCUUCCUCAGUGUGAGGAGGACGGCUGCAAUGGGCUCCUCCGUCCCCACGUUGUGUGGUUUGGUGAAACCCUGGAUCCUGACGUUCUCACAGAGGUUGAGAAGGAGCUUGAGAUAUGUGACCUCUGCUUGGUAGUCGGGACCUCCUCCGUGGUGUAUCCUGCUGCUAUGUUUGCCCCUCAGGUAUCCGCCAGAGGCGUGCCAGUUGCAGAAUUUAACACGGAAGCUACUCCUGCUACAAACAGAUUCAGGUAA
Messenger RNA from Egretta garzetta (little egret), 888 nucleotides. It is a transcript of the gene SIRT5, whose product is annotated as sirtuin 5. Lineage: Eukaryota; Metazoa; Chordata; Aves; Pelecaniformes; Ardeidae. Gene Ontology annotation, molecular function: NAD+ binding; protein-malonyllysine demalonylase activity; protein-succinyllysine desuccinylase activity. Bases 25 to 888 code for a protein of 287 amino acids. The record is from RefSeq and is a predicted model, not a curated record. The transcript has 7 exons.